Messenger RNA from Peniophora sp. CBMAI 1063, 1752 nucleotides. The record is from the annotation of a GenBank genome assembly. NCBI's taxonomy places the organism in Eukaryota, Fungi, Basidiomycota, Agaricomycetes, Russulales, Peniophoraceae.
AUGGCCCCCCAUGUCAACCUCGCAGCAUACUACAAGCUCGAAGGCGGAGUCAACACGCUACCGACUCCGCCCAUGACCAUGUCGUCAUAUGACGACCCAACCAGGUCCCCCAGGAAUAGCAUUGAGCGAAAACGUGGGGUAUUUCGCCUAUCCGCGCUUUCUUCCAUCGAGCGGUCCGUCUGGGAAGACUCACCACGUUCAUCACUACAAUCCUUCACAGUCGCACGACCCAACCGACGAAGCGGCGAACCCAUAUCCUGGCUCCCUCCAGAACUGCUAUGCGCCAUCUUCGAGUUGGUUGCUGUGGUUGAUCCACCACUCGCACCCGGUGGUGCGCUCGGCCAAAUCGGCACUCUCGGCUGGAUUUCCUUGGGACACGUAUGCCGGUACUGGAGAGAUGUGCUGCUCAACUUGCCGUCCCUCUGGGCUGGCUCGGUCGGCGUGUUAGCGAGAGCGGCGGAAACCAUGCUUGAGCGCGCCACUGAUGCUCCCAUCACGCUUUCGUUGGAUGAUUCCUCCAACGACUGCAGCUUCCACGCGCGGCACAUCGCGCGGGCGCAAACGAUCAAUAUCAACGUCUCUUCUUCCAGCAUUCUAUACGACAUGCGCGUCGCCUUGGGCGCACAAGACCUACCCGCUUUGGAAACCUUGUCCAUGAUACACGCUUUUGGACAUAUACCCCCACACAACUUUGAUCUCCCGCCCUUCAUCGCGCCCAGACUUAAGCGCGUCCACAUGGAAAACUACUUCGUUCCCUGGACAGCAGCAUCGCUCUCUCAUCUCACCCUCGUACGCACGCGGCCGUUGCGUGAAGGAGAAGCACGGCCGACGUUGCAAGAAGUCCUCGACCUUCUACGCAACUCUAAUACUUUACGACAUCUCACCAUCCACAACUGGGUCCCGGAGCUCAUACGAUCAACCAGUGCCGUCGACGAACCCGCUCGCGUCACCCUUCCCUUCCUCGAGCGUCUCGAGAUACGCGACCGAACAGGGCCGUUGGUCGCUCUCUGGAAGUCGCUCCAUGUAUCAUCACAUACGCGUGUGCAGCUCUGCGCCGAUCUUCUCGGCAUGCCGCCCGAAGGCAUUGCCGGCGUUCCCAAUGCCAUCUUCCGUGUUCUGGGUCCACAUUACCGAUCUCCGCAUGCCCCACCGCUCACGCAUGUCUCAUUCUCCGACUGCCGCGGCGACAGCUUCCUCCGUGUACGCGCCUCCGCUGCUGGAGAUGCGCCCGAAUCGCCACGCUUGAGCGUCGACCUCUGGCCAUGGCGACCGCAGAGCGCAGUGGACUUCCAGAACGCACUCGCAGCUUUCUCGUUGCACCUCGCGCUGGCGGAUGUCGAGACGCUCCUACUCGACUGCCCAGCGGCCGAUCACGACGGGGACGAUAUAGACGGCCACGGCUGGCGCGAGCCGCUCGCGCCCAUGCGACAUCUUCGCACACUCGAAGUACACGACUCCCCGCCUGCAUCGCUUUUGCGCGCUUUGGGACCCGAACGUGAUGCUCAUGGAGAGCUACUAUUCCCGAACUUGCGCGCGCUCGCGCUUCGGCCGUGUGCGCACCGCCGACGGGACGAAGCGCGCACGCUCCCCUGGAUGUGCCUGUACAACUCGCUCAGAGUUCGGGCAGCACGCAGCACUGCGCUUCGGCGUCUGGAGUUGAACGGAUACUUCAGACUCGACCCACCUGCGAGGACUAGGUUGUUUCAGGAUGAGCUGGAUAAGGUCGUAGUGGAGGUUGAGUGGGAGCUUUGA